AUGUUAGAGACAGGACAAAGCGGGCCACCCCGAGGUGGGGAUCGUGACAGGGGGCCCUUACUGAUGGGUAUCCUGUGGGCGCAGGCAGGGAUAGUGACGGUCAUUGUGUUCCUGAGAUUAUAUGCUCGCUUCAUGAUUCACACCACCGGCUGGGAUGACUGGCUGAUGUUCCUGACGCUGGCGAUAUUCAUCGGGUCAAUUAUCAUUGCUACCCUCCAAGAUAGUGUCGGAGGCUACCGACAUGUGUACUAUCUGGACGAGAAUGCCAUCAUGCAGGCGCUGGAAUAUAAUUUCAUCCUGCGCAGUGUUCAUAUCAUAGCAUACGCUACAGGCAAAGCAUCCAUCGGCGCAUUCAUUCUGCGUCUGAUCGGACCGCAGAACAUGUGGCAGAAAUGGGUUGUUUGGGUCCUCAUCAUAUUCACAACGCUCGUGAAUGUGUUGAAUUGUAUAUUCAACUUCGUCCAAUUCAACCCGGUGCAGGGUAACUGGGACCCAAGGGUUUCAGCCAAUUGCUGGAAUAGAACGGCGCAGCUCAAGUUUGCUUAUUUCAUGUGCAGCGAGAAUAUCGUGGCAGACGCGGUUCUAGCCAUUAUACCGGCCACAUUUCUUUUAAGUAUGAACAUCAGUCUCAAAAAGAAAAUCAACUUGACGAUCCUCUUGGGACUCGGUUCGAUGGCUACAAUAUGCGGCAUUGUCAAGACCAUCGAGCUGGACUCCAUCAACAAUGACCCUGACUUCACAUGGGGAUUAUACACCGUAACCGUCUGGGCCUUAUCAGAAAUUUUUGUCAUCAUCACCUGCGGCAGCGUGCCGGCCCUGAAACCGCUCUGGGAUCGGUAUAUCGUAAGACGAUUCAGCGAAAACAAUUCGGAGUGUCACGGAAAUUGGUUCGAAAACUACCGGAUGCGACAUGUCUAUCAAACGAGACUUCAAUCUGGCUCAAGUCAAGCCAAGCACACGCCAAAGAGCGCAAGCACGAGCAGGUCAUUAUGGUCUUCUGAUCCGGGAGGUCAGACGACGACAACGCAACUCGCCACCAAGGCUUCAGGAGAAAGAGACAUCGAGACUAUACAAGAGCCUCAGAGUGCUGUUCAAUGUUCUGACGGGUGA
This is a messenger RNA of Aspergillus thermomutatus, 1110 nucleotides long. RefSeq lists its product as uncharacterized. The record is from RefSeq and is a predicted model, not a curated record. NCBI's taxonomy places the organism in Eukaryota, Fungi, Ascomycota, Eurotiomycetes, Eurotiales, Aspergillaceae. The coding region runs from base 1 to 1110 and encodes 369 amino acids. The transcript has 5 exons.